Molecule: messenger RNA, 1436 nt
Organism: Cydia amplana
Lineage: Eukaryota; Metazoa; Arthropoda; Insecta; Lepidoptera; Tortricidae
Product: zinc finger protein 530-like
Exons: 2
Coding region: 54-1421 (455 amino acids)
Biological process (GO): regulation of transcription by RNA polymerase II
Cellular component (GO): nucleus
Molecular function (GO): DNA-binding transcription factor activity, RNA polymerase II-specific; zinc ion binding; RNA polymerase II cis-regulatory region sequence-specific DNA binding
Source: RefSeq, a predicted model, not a curated record
AUUGAAAAUCCUAUUUAUUUUAUCUUUAGAUAUGUAGCCGAUUCUGCUAUAUAAUGAGUGAAAACUUUCAAAAUUGUUGUCGAAUAUGUCUAGAUGUAGAUUCAGAGCACGUAUCCAUUCUUCAAGAUCCUAUUAUCCAUCUCCACGUGAAGUCUUGCCUUGCAAUGACUAUUUCGGCCACAGAUACGCUUCCAAAAGAAAUCUGUGGUUCCUGUGUCUCACAAUUAAGUGAAUUCUACAAUUUCCAACUGAAUGCACGCUGCUCACAAGACUGGCUGGAAUCUUCUGCUGAAGAACAGUCAAAAAAAUCGACUGAGACCAAGACACCUAUUCAGCCAUUACCAGACUCUGAAUACAACUCGGAUUCGCUCCUAGAGUUUUUAAAUAAUACUGCUAACAUAGAGGAAUACUUACACAACUUAGGGAAAGAAGAUAUACCAUCUAUAGUGAAUAUGUUGGAUAGGAAUAAUGAAAAUUCAAUGGAUGGGGUCAGUAAAAUCUUACAUGCUAAAUCAACGAAAAACACUAGUCCAAAAAAGAAAGAUAAGAUUAAAACUGGCUUAAGCAUGGAGGUAGAUGUACUAGACUCUGACAUAGAAAUAGUGCAGGAAAUUUUAAUGAAAGAAGUUCCAAAGAAAAUUGAAACAAAGAUUUUAGAAGGAAAUGUAUGCUUUGCUUGUAGAAUGAAGUUCGACACUAUUCAAAAGCUAUCCCAGCACAUAAGUAUUUGUGAUAAUGCCACAAGAACUUGUCUUGAAUGUGGUCUUCUCUGUGAUUCUAGAAGGAAAAUGCUGCAGCAUAGAAUGACCCACAAUACUUUAAUGCCACUGACAUGUGCUUGCGGAAAACGGUUCCAAAGCGAAGAGUUGCUAUCGGACCAUUUCCGAGUCUGUCAUAUUGAUUACAUGGCAUUGCUUGGUUGUAACUUUAGGUGUAAGCAAUGUGGCGAGUGUUUUAAGGAGAGGUUUCAGUUGUACCGGCAUGCGAGGGGACAUAUUAUGAAGGCUCAAGAAAGAGCUUGUGACAUUUGUGGGCACGGCUUUGUUGGGGAUGACGCACUAUCAAAGCAUAAGCUGGAAGAACAUAAUAAGAGUGAUAAAACUCUGUACAGAUGCAAAGUCUGUGGAAUGACCUCAUCAAACCGUAAAGAGAUCUAUACACACAUAUUAGGCCACACAACCAAAACGGAACCCACCCGUCACCUCUGUGAAUCCUGCGGCCGCAGCUUUAGCACUCACACAUCUUUAGCCCGACACGCUAUUCUACAUAAAAAUACUUACAGUUGCACUUUGUGUGAGGAGACGUUUACAUGUGUGCGUUUAAGGGACGAGCAUGUAUUAGAGCAUAGGGAUAUGACAAUGUGUGAGAGAUGUGGACAAAAUGUUUAUUGCUGUGAGUUGGAAAAGCAUUUAUGCUUUUGAUUAGAGAGGUAAGCC